CCCAAGGUGUCUCACAUGUGACAUAUAUGAUCAGUGGCAAGUGCCACUGUACCUCAUGUGUGUCCGAACAAUAGAGCUAAGGUAUCCAAAAAGCCGUUCACUUCCUCUCCGUUCACAGGCCAUUAUUUGCCUAUCUAAGCCUCUUUUGCAGUCUUUUGCCUGCAAUCUCAAGUGAUUCCAGCACCUUGGGACUAAACGAUCCUUUGUCAACGAUAUCCCCUUUUAUUAUGAAACGCACAAAGAAAUUUCCAAAUAACGGAUGUAUAAAUGGCGAAACCUUUUUAGACCUCGAUUUCUCGAAGGCCUUCCACUGCCAACUGUUGCGGCAGCCACUCAGACUCAGUUUUUCAUACUGUACAGUAAGAAGACUACUUUUGUCUCUUUCCUCUGUGCUAUUGUCCUUGUUAUUGAUAUCUCUCAGGGUAUCACAUACACUGUUGAGGGCCACGUAAAGGCAGAUAUGGACUCAUUGGUGUUACUGCAAGCUACCGAGCAUAGAUCAGGUUUUGACAUCUCGCGCUCGUUUUCUCCGUUGCUGCCUCCAGAAAAACACGCGAGUGAUUCCUUCGAUUUUAUCGAUGUCCCUCAUGCCCUUUCUUCGACAAAUUCUCCUAAACACCUUGGACCAUCUCCUGCACCAAGGAAAGAAAAUAGGAAACAAAAUUUGCCUUCCCUUAAUCAAUUCAAGGAGGUACGGGGAACCCCGUCUCCUGCACUGCGAUACAACCUUCUACCCCUGAUUCAGAAAAGGGGGAACACGAAACGAGGCAGAACAUCCCUUUACGGGAACCCCAAAUCUUCAGACACUAAACCGCUUGUAAAUGACAAUACAGCAAUAAUUGCAUCAAAUGACCCAUUGGGUACAAAUGUAUUUGAUAAAUUACCAGAGGUAGCUCUUACACCGACACUACCGUUUCACAGUACAGUACUUUGUGCUGAAGUUCACAAAGCCAAUAAACCAGCUCUUUGCGAGGUCAUCUCGUCGCGAGCCAUACACAGCUGUGAUACUCUUACACCAAAAAGUGGGGAGGGUAAUCAGUCAAAAAUUUCUCCCCUAAACCAAGAUCGGGAUCCUCAUGUGCAUUCUUCUACUUUACUUGCAGUCUCUCCUUCCUCAGAUGUACGAUGUUCUUCAUUUGCUUCAAUGCAACGCGAAAUUCUUCACCAUCCACUUUCACCAACCCAACACACAGGACCCUUAAUCCCCGUUGUUUUCCCAGUACCGCCUGUUGAAAUCGGUACCGAUCCAUCCGAUUUUUCGAUUCCGCCGAACGACGAAGGCCGAAGCUGCCAAGUUUUUUGGGAUGCCCCUCAAAAUGAGCAUUUUAUUAGUGCUUACGACCGUGGCAGUAGCCUCGUUGAGGAAUACGAACCUCCUUCCGUCCGUCGGUUUUCCGAGGCAGCUGCGUCCUCCGAAACAUCCGAAGUUGCCGUUAGAGAAGGCGAUCGAGAGAGAAUCAUCAACAAAAUUCUUGCCGAUCAACCUCUACUGCGUAUGCACUCCGUCCCGUCAGAAGUCUACUCGCACUCAAGACCAGCGACACCUCCGCCGCCACAUGUCAAAGACGAAAAAGACGAGUCGGCCACCAACGACUCAACGUCAACCUCGACAUCAUUAUCCAUUGAUCUCCAAGAUGAGACUACCGUUGCUGAAGUCACAGAUAUCCUCGUUACGUCCGAACGCUUCGACGAUGUUCAAAUUCCGCAUACGACUGGUAUUAAGCCACUUUUCGGUGGUUCAGUUCCGGAUGACGAAUAUUUGCCUACCCCAAGGAAUAGCCCACCUUCUCCAAAUACCCUGUCAACUCCAUCCACCUUCAUUUCCUGUCUCGCUGGAAAAACUUCUUCACCCCAUGAAUCCCGGGUCCUUUCGAUUAAUCAGUCAUCUCAUCCUCCACCUCCUCACUUAUCUAUUUCUUCGGAUUCUUCGUCCUCGAAUCUUGACUUGCUGCCAUCGUCACGAAAUUUUCCUCAAACUUCGAACAGUGCAAAAAUAUCCAAACGUCGACGUCAGGCACCUGCUUCAUCUCUUACAUCCCCUUCGAGGUCUUGCAUCGGAAAACGUUUAUCAUUUGGACAGACAUCACUUUAUUCACAAACUACCGCAAACGUUGAGCCUACUCGCAGGCCCGAGCCCGAAACAGUUCGCAGCUCGGGCGUGAAGAAAGAACAGGUUGUGAAGAAGGAAGAAGCUGUGAAGGAGAAAUGCAAAGAGGAAAAGGUUGUAAAGAAAGAGACCACUGCCAGGGAGUUGGUGAAAAAGGAAAAAGCGCAGGAGGUAAAAGAAGAAAAAGUCGCGAAACACGAGGAGAAAUCGGUCAAAAGGGAGAAGGUUGUCAGAGAGGAAAAACAUGUGAUAAGGGAAAAGAGGAUGAAGCGGAGGUUGGAUCUAAUACCGUCGGAACGAAACGCUGCAAGGAAUCCUCGGCCGGAGAAACGCCAUAGACUUUUCCUCAACGAAAUUCAUGUCAAUCUUUGGAUCAACGAUAUACAGAGAAUCUCUUACCUGGACAAAUCGUACCAAGUGUUAGACCAUAUUGACGGCCUGAAGUUGUUCAACGUUCUCGUCGAUAUCGAGGAAAGGAGGUUUGAAGUCACCCUAGAACUGCUCGGUGCGGGCAAUCCUUCCUUGGCGAAAUCGCUGGGCCAGCUGAGGAAACAUCGGACGCGGUAUGAUACAAUGUUUGACCUCAAGAUCAGGUACAAGGCAUCUCAACUGGUCGAUUAUUUCGCGCAGAAAUAUAACGUGGCUAAUCCACACGACGGUGGCAGUCAGAUAUGAUAUUUCGUCUUUUAUCAUAACUUACCAGAAGUGCUGUAUGAACUGUAUAUCUUCGUAGACCUUUUUACAUCAAUGCUAUACUUGCCCGAAAAAGUUGCAUGAAA
Messenger RNA from Lentinula edodes (shiitake mushroom), 2886 nucleotides. RefSeq lists its product as uncharacterized. The coding region runs from base 260 to 2782 and encodes 840 amino acids. Lineage: Eukaryota; Fungi; Basidiomycota; Agaricomycetes; Agaricales; Omphalotaceae. The record is from RefSeq and is a predicted model, not a curated record. The transcript has a single exon.